UCAGGAGAGCCGGUGGGUCUCUUCUGGUCUUCGUGCAGACUAGUCAGACGCCGACAGCGGGCCGAGUCUUCUGUCAUGACAGUCGGAUGACCACACCACACCAGCGGCCAGCAACACGUCUGCCGAGCAGAGAGCAUGCAGACCCGGUUACAGCCGUCAGACGCCAACUGAAGCUUUUGUCGUCGAGUCAUACACACUGGGAAGUGCAGGACAGGCACACGUCUAGAGCUUUGAACCGGCGUGCAAAAAAUUAAAACCCUGCUCGUGUUCACGUGUCAAGAGUCUGGAAGGCCGAUGUGAAACAGCAGGUAUUAGAGACAAAAGGCACCGUGAUGAGGUCAGUCCAGUCACUGUGGGACCAGUUGACUAGAUGUGAUCCAAGGUCGCUGCACAUCACCCAUUCACUGAGCCCAUAAGGAGAGCAUCCAUAAAGCUUUGUCUCUUAAGCCCCUCACCUUUACCUUCAACCUCUCAACUCCCAAAAACACCAUGACCUCUGAGCUUGAAAGUAGCUUGACCUCCAUGGACUGGCUUCCACAGCUGGGCAUGAGGGCGACCAUCCAGAAGACUGACAGAGACGUGGGGGGACUUCACCAAGGCCACUAUCAUGGACAACAUCACCACCAUCACCACCACCACCAUCACGCUCACCAUCAUCACGGACAUCAUGGGCCAGGAAAGAAAAUCAGCCACCUGGACCCAGGAACAACGUUGGACCAGGAGGAAAGUAGUACAAACAGAGACGGCAAACCGCCGUACAGCUACGCAAGCCUCAUCACCUUUGCCAUCAAUGGUUCUCCUCGCAAACGCAUGACCCUCAGUGAGAUCUACCAGUGGAUCUGUGACAACUUCCCCUACUACAGAGAAGCAGGCAGUGGCUGGAAGAAUUCAAUACGACACAACCUGUCCUUGAACAAGUGUUUUCUGAAAGUGCCUCGCUCCAAAGAUGACCCUGGGAAAGGUUCCUAUUGGGCCAUAGACACCAACCCUAAGGAUGACACAGCACCCAGCAGGCCAAAGAAGAGGCCACGCUCUGGAGAAAGAGCAUCAACCCCUUACAGCCUGGAGUCGGAGUCUCUGCGAAUGGAAUGCAUCAUGUCAGGUGCAGCGUCUCCCACUUUGGCAAUCAAUGCCGUAACAAACAAGGUAGCACUGUACAACCCAGAAGCAGAGGACUGUGAGAGUCCUGGGAGUCUUGGUGGCAGCCUGAGCAACAGUCUCUCGGAGCAGAGCAUGGCAUCCGUCAACCUCAACAACAUGAACUCCACCGUCAGCAGCAGCUUCACACCUGUUAGUAGUCACUCCGAGCCGUCGUCCCAGUCCCUGAGUCUCCAGCAGCCUCCCCAGCCUGCGCCUCCUCCCCCAAAACCCCAGUACGAUCUACCCGUCCCCGAAUCACGGGACAAGCACCUCUGCUUCUCGGACUUUGAGGACCUGAGCGGGUCCUUCCGCAUCCUGUAUAAGUGCGUCUUUGAGCAGUCUUUCUCGCAGCAGGCUUUGAUGGGGAUGCCAGGCGACUCCAACCAGCAGGCAAGGACCGCCUGUUCCUAUCAGCACUCACCUCGUACGGGAAACGGUGUCGGCCACCAUCACCAACACAACCACCACCAUCCACACCACCCUCAGCAGCACCUCUCCAGCCAUGGCGCACAGCACCCGUCCCUCUCCCACCAGAGUCAUGGUGGACAGAGCUGCCCGACCACGGGCAUGUCUUCAGAUUGGUACCCAAAUCUGGACUGGCUGAAGGAGAGCUGCCGCAUUGCUACUAGCUACAAUUGGGCUGAUGUAGACCUCUCCCCAUUUCAAGGCCUGAAGGACAGCAUGCGUCAAGCGGAGCUCAACAACUGGUCGCUGGAUGCCGGCCAGAUAGCCGACCUAUGCUCCUCCAUCAACCAGUUCUUCACGGCCACGGGGGUCAUCCCUCCAUCGCAACCUCAGGUCGCACACCCAGCAGCACCUAGGGCACCACAGCACCCUGCUCAGCCACUCGGCGCCAUGCACCCCAAGGCCAGCCAGCACAAUCAGCACGGCCAACACAUCCACACGGGGAACAUCUACAUGGACUCCAGACAGAACAUUCCUUCUCUGAUGGGACCACCCGGUUACCCCCACAUCCCUCCGAUCAGCAACACAGCUCCCACUAUGACAGCAGACUCCUCCAUCACACUCUUACCAGGCCAUCACAGUCAGCUGAGCCAGCAGCAGCAUAUGUUGCCACCAGGACACUUCCAGGUGAGACGCAUGCUGGCUGCAGACGACAUCCAGGACGACUUUGACUGGGACUCCAUAGUAUAAACAGAGACAGGAGGUAAAAGAGACAACCUGUGUUGAUGACAGUAGAGGUGUAAGCUUCUUACACCGAUGAGAAAUGAACACAGAAGACAAUCCAAAAGGGGAAAAAAAAGUCAUUUUUUGGAUGUACUUGGUGGAGGAGUGUAAAGACAAUCAAUUGUUGCAAGUGGACCAAGUUGUAAACAACAUAGCCACACCUGACACUGUGCCAACAUGGCCUACAAGUUGCUAAGACUGUCAAAACAUCUGUGAAAUGUUUGCAUUUUAUAUAUAAAAAGCCCUGUGAAUUUAACAUAUGUUCCGAACAGAAGGAUAUUAACUUACCUCUCUUUCAAAAGCAACUAUUCGUUUUUCUUCUUUGUGAAUUCUCUGUAAUGAUUCUCUUACCUGGUCUUAUGGUUGGAGGAAAUGGAGGGUGAGAAGAAUGCACGAGGGGAGCACCAUCUUCUGGUGAAAAGGAAGCAUCGCAACACAUCCUCUAAGAAGAAUUCUAUGCACCACUGUUCUUGUGUUAUCUUUGUUAUCAACACUGUUUUGUCAUUUUUAAAAAUCAUAUCGUAAAAGUUUGUAUGUUAGCGCUCAUGCUGUCAUUUUCUCAGGGUGCUUCACUGAUUGGUCCUUUGGCCGUUAUGCGUCAUAAGGUGACUGCAACAUUGAGUUCUUGUUGACUCCUGUGGAAAAAAAAAAAAGUAAUCUAAAGAAAAUACAGUAGAAUAAGCUCACACAACACUGGCUGCACUCGGAUAGCAUUGAAUUCAUUGAGUUUAAAUGUCAUUCUUUUAAAAGCAUGCAUAUGAUUUGUAAGGUCAGCAAUGACUCAUUUCAGGUGAAGACGAGUCAUGAAAAAGUGAUAUUGAGGAAAGUCAGAUCAGGUAAUGAGCGAAAAACUCUUCUUUUCUCCAUUGUGUUUUACUCUGUUUAUGAAAAAGUGUUUUUCUUUAAGUGUACAGCCCCCCCCCCCCUCAAAAAAAACCCUAAUUAUCUGUUCGUAUCAAUUAUCAAUUGGAAGUGGACAGGAAGUUGAACACAACAAUGAUGACUCUUUAAUAUUAUCACCAUGACCAGCGUUAUAUAAAUUGUAUGUUUGUGUGUUGUUGUCCUUAUGUAAAUAAUAUAUUUCUCAUCUGUUUCCCUUUAAGAAGAAAAACUGCAGACUGAUGCAAAAGAAAAAAAAAUAUUUUUCUUAUUUGUCCUUCAGGAGACACUUUGUGUAAAUACCUUCAUUAUAUUGUAAAUACGUGCUUUUUGUGUGUCAAAGGUAAUGUGUGUAUGGUUCAACGGUUACAGAUCUGUUUCAGUGAUGAUUAAAAUGUAAUUGACCAUU
Dunckerocampus dactyliophorus (ringed pipefish) is the source of this 3616-nucleotide messenger RNA. RefSeq names its product forkhead box protein J3-like. The record is from RefSeq and is a predicted model, not a curated record. Bases 490 to 2295 code for a protein of 601 amino acids. Gene Ontology annotation, molecular function: DNA-binding transcription factor activity, RNA polymerase II-specific; RNA polymerase II cis-regulatory region sequence-specific DNA binding. NCBI's taxonomy places the organism in Eukaryota, Metazoa, Chordata, Actinopteri, Syngnathiformes, Syngnathidae. Gene Ontology annotation, biological process: regulation of transcription by RNA polymerase II. The transcript is spliced from 13 exons. Gene Ontology annotation, cellular component: nucleus.